This is a messenger RNA of Colletotrichum godetiae, 1568 nucleotides long. RefSeq names its product Rieske domain-containing protein. The coding region runs from base 149 to 1390 and encodes 413 amino acids. Gene Ontology annotation, molecular function: iron ion binding; 2 iron, 2 sulfur cluster binding. The record is from RefSeq and is a predicted model, not a curated record. NCBI's taxonomy places the organism in Eukaryota, Fungi, Ascomycota, Sordariomycetes, Glomerellales, Glomerellaceae. The transcript is spliced from 3 exons.
CAGACAUGAAGGCGCGAGGGUAAACAGGUUUAGAGAUGCAGUACCCAUAGUUUUCAGACUGUGAUCCCAAUCAAAGACUUCAGCGCAACAUUUCUUUGCGCUUUCUAUACUCGGUAUCCACAAUUCGUUGCAUCUCUGACCCAACGACAUGUUGCGCUUCCUUGGACUCUCUUCGGCAACUAGCGACGCCAAGCCAGAGCCCUCACGAAGUCUUCCAGCGUCAUGGUACAGGUCCCCGGAACUGCAUCAGCUCGAGAGAAGGGCAAUCAUCUCGAGAAAGUGGAUCCUUGUAACACAUUCGCUACGUUUCAAGCAGGCGGGCGAAUUCGUCUCGUUCGUUUAUGCCGACUUUCCAUUCUUCCUCGUCCAAGACCGCGACGGCAACAUCAACGGCUUCCAUAAUGUAUGCCGACAUCGCGCAUACCCUGUUGUCGAGAAGAAGUCUGGCAAAGCGAGCAUCCUGAGCUGCAAAUACCACGGGUGGUCGUAUGGUUUCAAAGGCAAUCUUGCUAAAGCGCCGAGAUUCGAUACGGUAGCCGGCUUCGAUAAGAGCCAGAAUGGCCUCCUUCCGAUCCAUGUUCGAGUGGAUCCUGCCGGCUUCAUCUGGGUUAACCUCCAAGCAGGCGAACCGGACGUCAAGUGGGAAGAUGAGUUUGGCGGCGUGUACCAGAAGCCAAGGAUGCAGAACUUUGACUUCGCGGGAGGGUACAAGUAUGACCACGUCUGGGACAUGGAGCUGGAGGCCAAUUGGAAGGCGGUUAUUGAGAACUACAAUGAGUGCUACCAUUGCCCAACAUCGCACCCCUUGAUUGCGGGAGUGUCGGACUUGACGAAGUAUCAAGUGAAGCCAAGCGGGGGUUGCUUGGAGCACGAGAUCAUCAACAAGAAGGCUCAAGACGAAGAAGACGAGUUUCGGCGCUCGAUCACAUUCUUCUACCCCUCGACUUCGGUCACAAUCACUCAGAACUUCUUUUACAUCCAGCGGAUGAUUCCAAUCAAUGCGACCAAAACCCGGAUCGAGAAUGAAGUGUAUCGAUCUCACAAUUCCACUGAUACCGAGUUCGCUGCCAUCAAUGCAUUCUACAAGCAAGUGCUGGAGGAAGACCGAGAUUUGUGCAUCGGGGCACAGGAAAACCUCAGUGCUGGCGUGUUCAUCAGCGGCGAACUACACCCAGAGAAGGAGAGGGGCCCGAUUCAUUUCCAAAACACCGUUCGAGAAGAGGUGAUGAAGCACCGGCAGAGGGAACUGGCGCAAGGAGGCAGAGAAAUCUGGCCAGCCACGCCAAAUCUACUGGGGGAGAUGGGCACGGGGAAAUUGAACGAAGAUGAAGCUUUCUGCUCGGAAUUGGAGAAAGCCAACUGUGGUGGUCGUGAGGAACUAGCCUGGUGAGCCGUCGGCUUUAUUGUGUCAUCUUGUUGGCAUUUUCGGGACAGCGUUGGUUGUACGGAAUACGAUGUACGAUGGCAUACGGAACUUUCAGCGUUGGUUUAGCCUCAUGAGUUUCAUAGUAUUUUGUUUUCUAUUCUUCCACACCAAAUUGGAAUCUCCCUCUCUACGACCACGCUUC